Molecule: messenger RNA, 832 nt
Organism: Vicia villosa (hairy vetch)
Lineage: Eukaryota; Viridiplantae; Streptophyta; Magnoliopsida; Fabales; Fabaceae
Product: double-stranded RNA-binding protein 1-like
Exons: 3
Coding region: 17-832 (271 amino acids)
Source: RefSeq, a predicted model, not a curated record
AGGAGUGAGAGUGAAAAUGUAUAAGACACAGCUACAACAGCUAUGCCACCAGAGAAAGUGGAGUUUGCCAAAAUACUCUGUCAUGUAUGGUGGUCCUCAACACAAGCCAAGCUAUAAGGCUUCUGUUUUUGUCAAUGGUGUUACUUUUACCUCUUCUGAUACUUUCAAUACGUUCAUAGAAGCUCAAAACCAAGCUGCUAUGAAAGCUUUUCACAAUUUCUCUUCUCCUUCAUUUGGCUCUUCAAAACCAACAGAUGAAUAUGGUUCAAAAGAGGAAGUUGUAGCUGCCAAAUAUCAAGAGCCAGCUUGUUUGACGAGCAAACAUCAGUUACAAAACUAUGCUCGAAAGAACAAUCUCGAUCCACCUGUUUGUACAAUUAAAACUGAGGGGCUACCUCAUGACAUUCGCUAUAAGGCUACUGUUGUCAUUGGGGGAAAAUCAUUCGACAGCCCAAUAUUUUUCAACACUAUAAAAGAGGCAGAAGAGGCUGCUGCAAAUGUUGCUUUGAAGGAAUUGCCAAUUUCUGCUGACUUGUUUAACAAGGAUGAAUCUUGUCCAGCCAAGAGUUUACUGCUAGAACUAACACAGAGAGAAAGUUUUUCCAAACCAACAUAUAAAACUACAGAAUCUCGUUCUUCGAAUAUGCCAACUUUUUUCUCAACUGUGGAAGUAGAGGGUGUUGAAUUUCAUGGAAAGGCUUCUAGGUCCAAAAAACAGGCAGAACAUGAUGCUGCAAAGAUUGCUUACAUUGCAUUAAAAGAGUGUAAGUUCAUUCAUUUAAAUUUGCUUUCAUUCAUACCAAUCAGAAACAAAUUUGGCCUACAUAAUUAA